This is a messenger RNA of Pseudomyrmex gracilis, 784 nucleotides long. RefSeq names its product CAPA peptides-like. Lineage: Eukaryota; Metazoa; Arthropoda; Insecta; Hymenoptera; Formicidae. The record is from RefSeq and is a predicted model, not a curated record. The transcript is spliced from 4 exons. The coding region runs from base 43 to 606 and encodes 187 amino acids.
CUAAGCUACACAACAUCGAUACUUUUAAUCAUCGUUGUUAAAAUGCAGAACAACCGAUUUCUCAUCUUCGUAAUCUUUCUAAUAUUUUCUACCUCAUUCAAUUGGGGUUUACAGUUAAAAGUCAAUGACAGACGACCUGCUUCUGCUAGAGGUCUCAUUUCAUUUCCUAGGAUUGGUCGAAGUAAUUCGGAAAUGAUGAUCUUUCCUCGAUCGGAGCGUUCUUUUGGAUUAAUACUUAAGCCUCGAAACGGACGGUCAGAUCCAUCGAGGAACUUUGGUCAUUUGAAUCAAAAUCACCAUUCAAUACCCGAUAUCGACAUCAAUUUCUAUGCUCUUCCCAACCAAGAUUUUGUCACUUCUUCCGAUCACGAUUAUGAAGAGUACGUGAACGGGCCGUUAGCAUUUAAAUAUGCUGACAAAAUACAAAAGGACGCUUCUUGGUUAAUGGCUGAUCCCGUGCACAAAGAUUUUCGCUUUACGCACAGAACUGACGAUCCGGAAAUUUAUUACUCUAAUUUGCAAGAUUCUCGAAAUAUUCAAGAACAAGAAGAAUACUCUCCAAGAUUAGGCCUCGAGAAUGAACAUGGCGCUGUGAAUUAUCCCUGAUUUAUUCCGUUUGGAUCAUGGUUACUUCGUGGAACAAUGACUGAAGAGAAAGAGAAAGACAAAAAAAGUGUACAAAAACGCUGUUAAAAUCAUUCUAGAAAUCUAAUUUGAUUAUUUAAUUGCUUCUCGAGUUGCAUUAUUGAUAAACAUUAUUCUUGCAUUUUACAUACAAGUUAUA